Stegastes partitus (bicolor damselfish) is the source of this 1185-nucleotide messenger RNA. RefSeq names its product GDNF family receptor alpha like (gene gfral). Gene Ontology annotation, biological process: nervous system development. Gene Ontology annotation, molecular function: signaling receptor activity. The coding region runs from base 1 to 1176 and encodes 391 amino acids. NCBI's taxonomy places the organism in Eukaryota, Metazoa, Chordata, Actinopteri, Pomacentridae. The transcript is spliced from 9 exons. The record is from RefSeq and is a predicted model, not a curated record. Gene Ontology annotation, cellular component: external side of plasma membrane; signaling receptor complex.
AUGCAGCUGAUCCAGCUGGAAGCUGCAGUCUUGCUUGGCAUUGUGAUUCCUCACAUAACCAGCAUCACAUCUCCAGUUUCGGACUGUUUGGCUGAUUUGAAUACCUGCAUGUCAGAUUUAUGCGAGAGUGAGCGGGCAUUUUACAACAGCAUCUGUGACGAUGAAGGGUGCCAAAUAAAAGGCUCUGAGGUCUGUAACAUGACCAUCCAGACCAUACUGGACCAAUUUCCUUCUCUACAAGGGUGUGUGUGCGCCCAGGAGGAGGAUCUUUGUGAUUCUAUACAAGUGUUGGCCUCACAAUGCCGCAGAAAGCCAGUUCAGCAGAAGAGGAGCACAAUGAUGGACUGGCAGUCAAGCAGUUUAUUAAACUCUGUGUACGAUGAUACUGGAUCCUGCUUCGACCGAAUAGGACUUUGUCUCAGUGAUGCGGUUUGCAACAGACACCUAGUACCUGUUCUUCAGGCAUGUACGAAGGGGCAGUGCGACAGCCAACGCUGCCAACAAGCAACUCAGCAGUUCUAUGGCAACAUGCCGCAAAAUGUUGCCGAGAUGCUGGUCAUGUGCGAGUGUGAGCCUUCCGAUCAGAGCUGCCUGCAGAUGAAAACUGGUCUGCAAAGUGGCACAUGUGGAGACGAGACUUGGAUCUGCCAGGAGACAUUCUACCAGUGUGUUGUGGACAGUCAAUGCAGAGAACGACUGGAUGCUUUCCAAGCCAAAUGUUGGAGCUCUGAAGAUGCACUAUGCAGUGAGGGCAGCCUCCAAAGACAUGAAUGUUUCAGCCAGAUGGAUCCGGUUCUCAUGCAAGGCACGGAUUCUGAAUGCAAAAUGGCAUUCUUGGCAACUAUAGGCACAACACUUCACCAUCCUUGUACAUGCAAAGGAGUUCACAAUGAUGAGCUGCUGACGUGCAACAUCAUUCAUGAUGUGUUUCAUAACAGAUCAUGCUUCAGUGCAUUGUGGAAAAAUGUUGCUAGUCCCUCUAAACCUCCUGAUGUCAAUGAUUCUGAACAAACACGGUCACAUGAUUAUCUGUUGUAUGCUUUUGCAACAGUGCUACUUUUUGGAGUUGUUAUAUUAUUGCCUCUGGCUGUUGUCAGUAAAAUAUGGAUGCUAAGACGGAGAGAUAAAACAAAAUUUCACCAUCCACAGAAAAGCAGUUGUGUUGUAAUUUUCUGAUGUGUAUUC